Molecule: messenger RNA, 2445 nt
Organism: Paralichthys olivaceus (Japanese flounder)
Lineage: Eukaryota; Metazoa; Chordata; Actinopteri; Pleuronectiformes; Paralichthyidae
Source: RefSeq, a predicted model, not a curated record
GCUCAUGGAGUCCUCUCAGCCCGGCUCCACAGCUCUGGAGCUCUUGUCCUUCCACAACACGGCGCUGAGGAAGCUGCCGGUGGAUGACACAGAUGAACCCGGGUCCCGGACCGUCCCAGGGGCGUGUUUCUCCCGGAUCAGGACCCUCCAGCCGCUGCCCCGUCCCCACCUCGUGGCGCUGUCCCGGUCAGCACUGGCUCUACUCGGCCUCAGUGAUCGGGAUGUGUUGAGUGACCCUCGGGCUCCGGAGUAUCUGAGCGGAUCCAGGCUGCUGCCCGGCUCGCAGGCCGCUGCUCACUGCUACUGCGGACAUCAGUUCGGCCUGUUCGCGGGUCAGCUGGGGGAUGGAGCGGCCCUGUACCUGGGGGAGGUGGAGUCAGGCUCCCAGGGGCGAUGGGAGAUUCAGGUUAAAGGUGCAGGAGUCACACCUUACUCCAGAGAUGGUGACGGCAGGAAGGUGCUUCGCUCCAGCAUCAGAGAGUUCCUCUGCAGCGAGGCCAUGGCUGCCCUCGGGACACCCAGCACCCGUGCGGCCUCCCUCGUCACCUCUGACCUCUGUGUCAUGAGAGAUCCCCUCAACAGUGGCCAGCGGAUUCCUGAGCGAUGCUCGGUGGUCCUGCGCCUCGCCCCGUCCUUCAUCAGGUUCGGAUCCUUUGAGAUCUUUCUGGGCCGUGAUGAAUUCUCAGGCCUGCAGGGUCCCAGCGCCGGGCGGCAUGACAUUCGCGCUCAGCUCUUGGAUUACGUUAUUAACAGCUUCUUUCCUUCCAUACAACAGGAUCACAGCAACCGUAAAGAUAGAAAUAUGGCUUUUUUCAGAGAGGUGAUGACACGAACUGCUGAGCUAGUGGCCAAGUGGCAGUGUGUGGGUUUUUGCCAUGGCGUCCUUAACACAGACAACAUGAGCAUCUUGGGUCUAACUCUGGAUUAUGGCCCUUUCGGUUUCAUGGACCGCUAUGAUCCAGAUUUUAACUCCAAUGCCUCCGACAAAAGAGGCCGCUACUCAUACCAAGCCCAGCCAUCUGUGUGCCGCUGGAACCUGGCUCGCCUGGCUGAAGCAUUGGGCUCAGAGCUGGAUGCUGCUGAGGCAGGAGCUAUCCUCGAUGACUUUAUGCCCACGUAUGAGGCCUUCUACCUGAGUAUCAUGAGGAAGAAGCUGGGCCUGGUGAGCAGAGAGGAGGCAGAGGACAGAAAGCUCAUAUCAGACCUGCUGUGUGUCAUGCACAACACCGGUGCAGAUUUCACUAACACUUUCCGCCUGCUGAGCCGUGUCCCCUGGCCUGAGGAGGGCGACUGUGAGAGGGAAGCUGUGUUGCCUGUUGUGGACCUCAUCCUACACCAGUGUUCCUCUAUUGAGGAACUUAAGCAUUUGGGGGAAAAGUCUUACCGAGACAAUAUUGAAUUGGCGAUGAUUUUGUCCAUGGCACAAACCAACCCGGUCAUGUUUAGCAUGGCGGCAGGCAGCCCAGGUGUGGCCCAGCAGCUGGAGCGGAUGGGUCGGCUAAAGGAGCUGCUCGAGACGGAUCAAGAUGAGCUCAAGGAAAAGCAGCGUGACGACUGGGUUCGCUGGGUUAGUCGAUAUAGGAGGCGUUUAUCCAAAGAGUCUGAUGACGCGAGUAACUUGUCCUUCAUCAAAAAGCAGAGGCUCAGUGUGAUGAACAGCAACAACCCCCGGGUCAUCCUACGCAACUACAUUGCCCAGAAUGCAAUUCAAGCUGCAGAAAAAGGAGACUUCUCUGAGGUCAACAGGGUCCUCGAAGCUCUGGAGGACCCAUACUCUGACACAUCUGGACUGGAGCCUCUGGAUGGAUUUACUGCAUGUGGAGAAAAGGAGCAGAAGGAUUUGACUGUUGGCUAUGACAAGAAACCUCCUACCUGGGCUCAAAGGAUUUGUAUCACCUGAUCCUCAUAGAGCCUCUGAAGGAGGGAGGGAGGUCUGUUUUACGCUGGUUGAACACAUAGGCCACAGUUUUUGCGAUCAAACAAGACGUGGGUUGCCAGGUAGUGAUACCUUUGCAUCCAGUGUUGGUGUCCAUUCCCACCUCAGACUGUCUCUCCUGCCUCCUGAAGAGAGGGUGUUGUGUAACCUGGCGUGUUCCUGCGUUCAUCAGUAUGGCCAUAUAUCUUUGCUUUCUUUUAUGUCUUUCCCGCUGUGUGUUAAGGUGUCAAAGAGUAACACAACAGCAUCAUGACCAAAGUCAAUAAAUCAUUUUAGUUCAAAUAAUUCGGUGAAUUUCUUAAAGCUGAUUUGAUGCAAGUAUUCAGAGUAUGAAUGCACUGUAACUUAUAUGCAAACUGAAUUGGACGUACAAAAUGAAGUAUGACGGCUCAGAUGACCAGUCACACAGUGACCUGUCUGGGCUUGAAACACCAGGAACACGCUGACCUCAAUCAUUUACAGGUUUAUUAUGACCUGUUGUUUCUACACUGAAAUUGAAAUAAAUGAUC